CACCACCCCUCUCCGCAUCUCCUCUCCCUGUCGUCCUCUCUCCGCACCUUCCCUACCCAUCGCGCCCCCAAACCACGCUCCCUGAUUCGGCAGCGCUGUCGGCGGAUUAGAGGGUGGGCGGCGGCGGCGCACCACCGGAGGACGCGGCGUCCUUGAGCAUGCGCCGCUGGUCGUUGCGUAGACCUCGUCCUCGCGUGCUAGUGCCUGUCAAUCCUAAACAUGCGCCGCCACCGGAGAGUGUUGACGACGACGCCGGCGGCCGACGGAAAACGAGGCCGGAGACCCGUACCACCACGACGAGCGCUGUGCCGACAUCCACAGCCAUGUUAACGACCUCUUGCAGUCUUCAUAUGCUUCUUCUCAUCAUCACUCGUAGCAGGACAUGGAGCACGCACUCUAUGGACGCCAUCGUCUAGCCUCCUCUCUUGCUGCUAGCUGCUGCUUUUGUUGUAUCGCUAGAAGACCGGCAACUGUGACAGACGCAACCUUGGCUUCUUUUCUUCUCCUUCUUCGGUGAAGUUUGAGCUUGCUGCUGAAUAUUGAUGCUCUAAAUUGAGUAGUUAGGCCAGUAGUUUUGUUGUGAUUUAGAUCACUAAUUUGUUAGGUUUAGUAGGUAGUUCAGUAAUUUUUUCGAUUACUGAGUGCUGCCAAUCUGAAGUGACUAGUUAGUCUAGUAGUUCUGUAAGCAUUUUCAUUUCAGUAUUUUUUUAAUUGCAAGCAAAAAAUAUUUUGUCGCUUAGUUCAGUCAUUACUGAACAUUUGAUACUCUGAGUUAGCAAAACCAAACUUUUUGCUCUAAACCGUGCUCAAUGUUGGCUAGUUAGGCUAGUAGUUUUUGUUACGAUUUUAGUACCAGUGAUUUUUUAGGUUUCAUAGAUAGCCUUAGUUUUUUUUAUUACUGAUGAUUGAUGAUAAAGAAAUAAACCUCAAUUCUAUCGGAUAUGGGCCAUCCUAUUACUCACUUACGGUAUGUCUCAGUAAUGCAGUAAUACUUAUAAAUAUCGUUAAUCUCUCAAUACCCCAGAAUUAUUUGCGUAUUUUCAGUAAUUCUCUAUAAACCAGUAACACUAUGUAGCACUUGAGUUACUCUCAAUAAAGCAGUAACCCAGUAAUUCAGUAUCUUGCCGGUCUUGCUCUGUUUUUCUCAAUGAUCCUUCAUAGUUUUACUAGUGGCAGGUUCAUGUGGGUGUGGCACCCCUUUCCAACUUUGUCACCUCAUGCACAUGACACUGAUAUUACUGAACUUCACUUUAUAAGGGAGAAGGUUCCAAGUGAAGAUAAAUAAAGAGGCAUCAAGUGUUUUUUAAGACUUUUGUUUUUGAAGGCUACUCAAUAGCCAAUAUAGUUAAUCGUGACUAAUAUGUGUACAUACGUGUGGUCACCACCGAACAAUAUUUUUCCCAACUCUUUAUUGUCCUUAUAAGGUCGAACUAGGUGUAAUCCGUAUAAAUUAAAAAUUGCAGAUGUUUACAUUUGUUACUCUAGCCUAUUGUAAUCUGUUAUAGCAAAUUGAAAUUUAUGAGCAUGGAACAUCUUCCUUCUCCAUUGAAAUAGUUAGUUAUCCCAACUGAUAUGUAACCAUGUCCCCAAAUAAUGAUAGGUAGGCGAGCGUGGCAUCCAAAUGUCUGGAGGGCAGAAGCAAAGGAUUGCGAUUGCCAGAGCAAUAUUGAAGUCACCCAAGAUUCUCCUUUUUGAUGAAGCCACUAGUGCAUUGGACUCCCAGUCAGAGAGUGUUGUGCAAGAGGCGCUUCAAGUAGCCUCCAUGGGUCGUACUACUAUUGUUAUCGCACAUUGUCUAUCCACCAUCAGAAAUGCAGAUAUGAUUGUCGUCAUGCAGUCUGGUGAAGUAAAGGAGUUAGGCUCCCAUGAUGAGCUCAUUGCCAAUGAGAAUGGCCUAUACUCAUCUCUUGUUCGUCUCCAGCGGAUUGGGGAUACCAGCAGUGAGGCCAACGCACAGACUGGUAGAAUUGGUUGUACUUCAGCUUCUGAACGAAAACCUGGCAGCCCUCAUGACAUGAGCAGGAUGUUAUGUUUGGAUAACAGGCCAACUGGUGACGGAGGAGGUGAGGAUAGUACCAAUAAGAAGCCAAAGGUUCAUGUGCCAUCGUUUAAAAGGCUGCUGAUGCUUAAUGCACCAGAGUGGAAGCAUGCACUGAUAGGGAGCUUCAGUGCGGCGUUGUUUGGAGGUAUCCAGCCCAUGUAUGCAUACAUCAUAGGCAGCAUCUUUUCGGUCUACUUCUUGACAGAUCAUGCUGAGAUAAAGAACAGAACAAGGGACCAUACGUUCACCUUUGUCGCUCUUGCAGUUCUUUCGUUAUUGCUCAGCAUCGGACAACAUUAUAACUUUGGUGCCAUGGGAGAAUAUCUCACUAAGAGGAUCAGGGAACAAAUACUCAAAAGGAUUCUUACUUUUGAGAUUGGUUGGUUUGAUCGUGAUGAGAACUCCACAGGUGUUGUAUGCUCCUUGCUUGCCAAAGAUGCCAAUAUUGUGAGGGCACUUGUGGGUGACCGAAUGGCACUAGUGAUCCAGGCAGUUUCUGCAGUGCUCAUAGCACGGACGAUGGGACUUGUUAUUGCUUGGCGCUUGGCCCUUGUCAUGAUAGCAGUGCAGCCACUUAUUAUUUGUUGCUUCUAUGCUUGUGAAGUCUUACUGAGCAACGUGUCGAGUAAAUCGAAGGAGGCGCAAUCCAAGAGUAGUAAACUAUCUGCUGAGGCCGUCUCCAAUCUCCAUACUAUCACUGCAUUCUCAUCGCAAGAUCUUAUUCUAUGCCUUUUUGACCAAGCACAGUAUACAACUCGGAAGGAAAACAUUCGGCAAUCGUGGUUUGCAGGACUUGCCCUUGGCACCUCCGUUGGCAUUAUAGCAUGCACAUGGCCCCUCAACUUUUGGUAUGGUGGAAAGCUCAUGGCUGCCCACCACAUUACAGCCAAGGCGCUCUAUCAAACCUUCAUGAUUAUAGUAAGCACUGGGCGUGUCAUUGCAGAUGCAGGAACAAUGACAACUGACCUUGCUAAGGGCGCUGAAGCGGUCGCUUCGAUGUUUGCCAUUCUUGACCGCAAAACAAAAGUUGAGCCUGAUAACCCUAAGGGAUACAAGCCAGAGAAGCUAAAAGGUGAUGUGCAAAUUGUAGGAGUAGAAUUUUCAUACCCAUCAAGGCCAAAUGUGAUCAUAUUCAAAGAGUUUUCCUUGAGCAUACAACCAGGGAAAUCAACAGCCAUUGUUGGGCAAAGCGGUUCUGGCAAGUCAACCAUCAUUGCACUUAUAGAGAGGUUCUAUGACCCACAUCAGGGAGUGGUGAAGAUUGAUGGAAUAGACAUAAAAAUGUACAAUCUCCGAGCCUUGCGACGGCACAUUGGUUUGGUCAGCCAGGAGCCAACAUUGUUCUCAGGUACCAUUAGAGAGAACAUCAGGUAUGGCAUCGAAACAGCAAGUGAGGAAGAAAUUGAGAAUGCAGCAAGGUCUGCAAAUGCACAUGGAUUCAUUAGCAGCCUCAAGGAUGGGUAUGACACGUGGUGUGGUGAGCGAGGUUUACAUCUUUCAGGAGGACAAAAGCAGCGCAUUGCAAUUGCUCGUGCCAUCCUAAAGAACCCUGCUAUCUUGCUACUAGAUGAAGCCACAAGCGCCCUGGACAGCCUAUCUGAAAAGGUGGUGCAAGAGUCAUUGGACAGAGUGAUGAUCGGGAGGACAAGUGUCGUGGUGGCACAUAGAAUUAGCACUAUCCAAAAAUGUGACUUGAUUGUUGUGCUUGAGAAAGGAGCUGUUGUGGAGAAAGGCACACACACAUCCCUCAUCGCCAAGGGUCCCUCUGCAAAAUACUUUGGAUUGGUUAGCUUACAACAAGGAGGCAAUCGGCACUGAGGUUUUCUAUGGCAACAUGAGCAUUUUCGCAAAGUGCAGGCCAUUUAAAUGUCAUCAUCUAGACCAAUCUGUUUGCCACAAUAAUGUUCAGUAGAUGUUGAAACUUCUUCCUGCGGCAACAACUCAUCUACACCAAUCUGUUGGCCACAAUAAUGUUCAGUAGACAGAAGUGUUCCAAGGUUCUAGUUUCCUGAUACAACUUCUGAACAUGAUGACUUGUGCAGCAAAACAUUAAGAACUGAGCAAAAGUCAUCUGUCCAAUUGUGACUUUUA
Messenger RNA from Panicum virgatum (switchgrass), 4132 nucleotides. RefSeq names its product putative multidrug resistance protein. NCBI's taxonomy places the organism in Eukaryota, Viridiplantae, Streptophyta, Magnoliopsida, Poales, Poaceae. Gene Ontology annotation, cellular component: membrane. The transcript is spliced from 2 exons. Gene Ontology annotation, biological process: transmembrane transport. Gene Ontology annotation, molecular function: ABC-type transporter activity; ATP binding; ATP hydrolysis activity. Bases 1622 to 3859 code for a protein of 745 amino acids. The record is from RefSeq and is a predicted model, not a curated record.